AUUGAUUAACUUACCGUGUUAGUAAGUGAUUGACGAUUUUUAGCUAUUUCCUGUCGCGAGAAGGAAGAGUCUUUAAGAAUCCUCAACAUCUCUCUACGGUGUGAAUAAAUUAAGAAAAUCUUGACAAACAAUAAAGAUUCCUUUGUAAAUGAGAUUAAAGGUGCUGGUGCAAAAUGUGUCUGGUGCGGUGACUCGUAGCGGGCGAUGCGACGCGCGGCGAGACGCGCGCUGCGGCGGGCGAGGCGCGUAAUAUGCGCUCGCUGAACGAGUCGGCCUGUGAGGCGUUGCUCGAGGACGUGCGCUGGGACGAGCCCACCAGCCUCGUGAGCCUCGCCGUGCUCGCGCUCAUCGACGUACUCGUGAUCGCCGGUAACUGUCUCGUUAUCGCCGCUGUGCUCUGCUCGUCGAAGCUACGCAGCGUCACGAAUCUGUUUAUCGUGUCGCUAGCCGUCGCCGACUUACUGGUGGGAGUCGCUGUACUGCCGUUCUCUGCGACGCGGGAAGUAUUUGAGGUCUGGAUCUUUGGCGACGUGUGGUGCUCAGUAUGGCUAGCCGUGGACGUGUGGAUGUGCACCGCCUCUAUUCUCAAUCUCUGCGCAAUAUCCCUGGACCGAUACGUGGCUGUCACCCGUCCUGUCAGCUACCCGAGUAUCAUGAGCAGGAAGCGGGCUAAAGCAUUAAUAGCCGGUCUAUGGGUGCUCUCUUUCGUAAUUUGUUUCCCGCCACUGGUAGGAUGGAAGGAUAAAAGGGAUGAUGACGGAACCCAUAAAGAAGGCUGGGCUCCCAAUCCUCCGUGCCAGUGGACCUGCGAGUUGACCAAUGAUGCUGGGUACGUUGUCUAUUCAGCUUUGGGCUCCUUCUACAUCCCGAUGUUCGUGAUGCUAUUCUUCUAUUGGAGGAUCUACAAAGCUGCCGUUAGAACCACCAAGGCAAUUAAUCAAGGCUUUAGAACUACUAAAGCUUACUUCUCAGGUAGAGGGCUGGGCAGUCGUUUCGAUGACAACCGUCUCACGCUGCGAAUACAUCGCGGCAGAGGAUCCAAUCGUCCUCACGGCUCACCAUUGUCAACAGCCUCUAAUCACUCCACAAGCACGUCGCUGAGCGCCUCGCCAGAACGACUUAGAAGACACUCAAGCGCUCGCCGGGCCCACGAGAAAGUCAAAAUAUCCGUCUCUUAUCCGUCAACGGAACAAAUCUGUCCGGCCCACGAGAAUUCUCGGUCGCCCAGCCGAUCUCCUAGUCCUUCUCUGUACGCCGUUCAUUACGAGAGAGAUGGAAGGGAACUGACUGAGAGCAGACUUAGGGUCAGACCUACGCAUCAUUUACAUCCCGGACCGUUGUACGAUGAUUAUGACGAUAAGCCACGAACUCGACGCAUGGGGAAGAGGAAUAUCAAAGCACAGGUGAAGCGCUUCAAGAUGGAGACCAAGGCAGCAAAAACCCUGGGCAUUAUAGUCGGAGGCUUCGUGUUCUGCUGGCUGCCAUUUUUCAGCGUCUACGUGGUCCGGGCGUUCUGUGGCGAAUGCGUUACUCCCAUAGUCUUCUCCGUACUAUUCUGGCUGGGAUACUGCAACUCUGCUAUCAAUCCACUCAUUUAUGCUCUGUUCUCCAAAGAUUUUCGAAUCGCGUUCAAACGUAUUAUCUGCAAGUGCUUCUGCGGUGGGGGCGGAGCACGCCGGGAGUCCGACGAAGGCUCCGCGAGGCGUCCCAACCACAGACCAGUGCACUCGCAUUCUUUGGAGGAGCAGGAACCUAGUCAGACUACUCUAACUGCGGCAGAAAGGUGACGUCAAACCAUGCGACGGCAACACCCGCAGUUCCAAUCAACCGUCGCAUGUGUGUGAAAAAAAAAAGCUGUUAUAACGCUAGCUACAAUUACUUAGCAAAAAAAUAUAGCAACUACUUAAACUACAUGAAAAAUAAUUAACAUCAUCUUUAAUGAAUGUAUAUCUAAAGGUUUAUUGUAAAUGUUUUCUAUUAAAUAUGUUUAAAAUUGUAAGUAAUGUAUAUAAAUAGCUUUAUUAAAAAUUGAUAUUGUAUUUUAAAGUUUUUGAAAAAUGAUUUAAAAGAAAAGACUGUCAGAUUCAUGUACCUACCUAAUGUUAUUGUGUGUUUUCUUAAUUUAAACAUAUUUGGCUCGUAUACUUUAAUGUAAUAUAGGAUUGUACUAAAUUAAUGAUUAUCUGGUUGAACUCAUAAAAGCAUUGCUCUCGACAUUUAAUGUUUUGUAAUGAAUAUUGUAUAUCUUCCGUAUCCAAAACAGUUGGUUUUGUUUUGGGAUAUUGAGUUGUUUUUUGUAUUCUGUCCUUGUGUUAUAUACUUGAUUGUAAAUUGUGAGUUCUAUUUACUAUCUUCCAAUUAUUAAACUUAAAUCAAGAAUAAUAUCUGCAUAGUCUGAUAUUUGUGAAUAAAAAAUUACUAGGGAUGUAAAACAGAUGUAUUAUCUAUGUAUCUGUUGCACUUUGUUUUCUAGUCACUGUUUCCGAAGGUAUUUUAUUAAAAAGCCUCGAAAUCCUAAUUAAAACCUUGCCUCUCAACAAAUCCAGAAUUUUUUUUGUUACUUUAACAACUAUUCCUCCUCUAUGUAGUGGUACCGCAAACCAGAGAAUGAGAUUUGAAUACCUUUAUUUAUUGUAAAACAAUUUCACACACUUGAUCCUGUACUACAUGGCGAGAAACCAGUCUUGCUGCCAAGGCGAAUGGAAGCUUGACCCGCGACCGUCGUAUAUCAAAUUCAAGACUAAUUACGUUCGGGUGAUGAAGCUGUUGUUCUUUAAGACACGCACGUAUCAUAUUCAGCUUUUAUGCAACUAUAGAACCAUAUUACUUUCUCUUACAUGCUUAUAUCAACGAUCCGAAAGCUGGCAAAAAGCAUUUUCAGAAUACACACUCAAUUUUGAUACGGUCUUAUAACGCAUCUUAACAACUAUGAAUUAAUUAUAAUUGACGAUGAACCACUUUUACUUAGAAACUACGAAGCACACGGUUAGUAUAAUUAUAUCUCUGACCUUGAAAUGAUAAUGUCAGCUCACUUAGAGCCCUUUAAAGCUUAAAUGGUCGAUUGCUUUUAUUAA
Bombyx mandarina (wild silkworm) is the source of this 3074-nucleotide messenger RNA. It is a transcript of the gene Oamb, whose product is annotated as Octopamine receptor in mushroom bodies. Gene Ontology annotation, cellular component: plasma membrane. Gene Ontology annotation, biological process: G protein-coupled receptor signaling pathway. Lineage: Eukaryota; Metazoa; Arthropoda; Insecta; Lepidoptera; Bombycidae. The record is from RefSeq and is a predicted model, not a curated record. Gene Ontology annotation, molecular function: adrenergic receptor activity.